AUGGCCGAGAACGCGACUGAGACGUCUCCUCUGAUACAAGCCGCUCCAGAUUCUCCUUCAGGGACUCGUCCAAAGGCCGCGCGCACAGUCACGUUCAAUCCGAACCCUGUGACCAGGACAAUUGAACCUGUACCACCUCGACCUCGGACCUCGCAUCAUGGCGUCAUUGCGAGCUCGAGCACUGGGGCGUUGCCUGGAUCUUCUAGUACCGCAAUGGCAACGGGGAGCUUGGCUGGCAGCGGCCCUCCCAUGCUCUCGGCCCUCAACAGCAGGCUGCGUCGUCGCAACAGCCACGGCUCCGUACCGCAGGCCCUUCCUCCUCUUCCCGCGCCCAAGAUCGGACCGCAGCGGAGCUCCAAGAACGCGCAGAAGCUCAAGCUCCUACCGAAUCCGGAGCUGGACAACGAAAUCGACGAAGAGAGCGGCCGAGAUGUCUACAGUCAAUACACCCGGAUCAAGGACCCGACUGCCAGGAGAGAUGCUGCGAGGCUGGGCAAGGCGGACCGAGAUAGGCUGCCACGAGUGACUGCGUAUUGCACGGCAAACAGAUACCAGAUGGAUGCAUUGAUGCGAUUCUUCAAGGGACGGGGCAAGACGAGGGGCGCAAAUGCCAAACUCAUCGACGAGUGCAUAUAUACACCGUACAACUAUGCCGCCAAGCAGGCGGAGACCACAAGGCCCGAAGAGUUGUUAGAGGUGCAUUCGAGGCCUGUUCAGCUGUAUGAGCGGCGACACUCAACGGGCGAGGUUGACAAUUCGAGUUUCAACCGCGAGAAUCUCAUCGACAUGGUCCAAGGGGGUGAAGACCACGGCCUUCACCAUGACGGCUACCACCCGGAAACGAGUGACCACCAGGCGGAUCUGCUCGGCCGGGUUGUCGGGGAUGAUAGUGCCCUCUCCGAACGACCUGCUGAUUUCGAUAUACACAUACACACUCCAGAGGUGUUCAUGUUCGACUACGGCGUGGUGGUCAUCUGGGGCAUGUCACUCGCCCACGAGGAACGCUUCUUGAAAGAGAUCGCCAAGUUCGAAACCGAAAAGCUUGCCGCUGACGACGUGGAGACGGAAUAUUUUAACUUUUACUACACCAGAGAGUACCAGCCCCGGAUAUACAAUGAUUUCAUCACGCUUCGGGACAAGAAUAACUAUAUGACAAAACUGGCCAUCUCCCAUGCCCUCGCUCAGAGUGUCAAGACGUCGCUCUUUGAGGAGCUGAUCGCCUCGACGAUUGAUACUUGCAAGGAUAUCCCCACGCAGAUCGCACUGACCGGCAAGAUCGCUCUGAGCCGCACCCAAAUCAACAUGCAGAUUGGAGAGCUCUUUAUCCUGCGUAUCAAUAUCCAUCUGAACGGCUCCGUACUUGACACACCUGAGCUUUUCUGGGUCGAGCCACAGCUCGAGCCCGUCUACCAGGCCGUCCGGAGUUAUCUAGAAAUGGACCAGCGAGUAGGUCUGCUGACAGAGAGACUCGAUGUCAUCGCCGACCUGCUUGCUGUGCUCAAGGACCAGCUGAGUCAUGGCCAUGGCGAGAAGCUGGAGUGGAUUGUCAUCAUCCUCAUUGCGGCCGAAAUCGUCGUCGCCAUUGUAAACAUCAUUGUUGAUUUGUAUGUCGGCGUCGACUGA
Messenger RNA from Thyridium curvatum, 1623 nucleotides. RefSeq lists its product as uncharacterized. The record is from RefSeq and is a predicted model, not a curated record. Bases 1 to 1623 code for a protein of 540 amino acids. The transcript has 3 exons. NCBI's taxonomy places the organism in Eukaryota, Fungi, Ascomycota, Sordariomycetes, Thyridiales, Thyridiaceae.